CAACAUAUGAGUUUAUCAAACUGCACCUUCUCAAUGGUCAUUUUGAAUGAUCGAAUCAGAAAGGAACAAGCAAACAAUUACAAACUGCAUAUAAACGUGACAAGCACUAGUCACAUUGUUUAACUGUUCGUUUCAACCAGAAUAUGAGGUGAGUGUCCAGUGAACCCAUUCACCGAAUCACUGUAUCAUACAAAUUUCGAUUUGAUUGAGUGAGACGAGAUGACGGUGUUUUGUUCAUUUCAACCAUUUCAGAUACAGUUCUCCAACUGCAUGAUCGAUUCAUACUGUUCUAUUCGAUCAUUGUCUGCCUUACCGAGUUAUUCGAAUGUCAACAUAUCUGUGAACAACUCGAUUUAGAGAAGAAAGAAUGAGUGUUUCUCGAGAGUGAUGCAUAUGAAUAUGAGAGUAAUCAGUCAGAUGCUAAUACACAUAUUCAAUAUCUUCAUUAUUAUUAUUCGCAAUUAAUUCGCCAAAAUCAAUCUUAUCCAGUUUGUAUUGGGAGUAUGUUUGAAGCUGAUUCGUCUCACUUGACCUGGAUACACGUUGCAAUAGAUUCAGUCAUGCAAAUAUGUGCAUCUCUUCGUGUUAUUCGUGCAACAUUCCACUUACAAGAUUAUGGAACUGAUGUCAGUAUAUUCGAGAUUCGUGAUGACGGUAUGAUACGAAAGUGUGGAGAAGACCAACUCGGAUAUGUGGACGGUCUGAUACCAGUCAAUUCGUAUUCUCAUUUUCACGUUUUCCAUCACAGUGAGUUCACUCAUUAUUCUGUAAUAUUUUGUGUUGUUUGUUUCGCACAUUUAUUCUGCAUAAAUGGAUCGGUUAUUAUUACACGGUGAUUAUUACACUGGAACUGACCACAGAAUCAUCGAGAUCGAAUUGAUUGGAUGGAAAUAGUCAACCAAUCAAGUGAUGAUAUAAUUGACCAAGUCAACAUUAAAUACUGUCCAAUAGGUCAGGCAGUCAUUCAAUCAGUGAGUCAGUGACUUAGUUUAUUCAAACUAUAAUAGGGGAGAUAUUUCACCAACACCAUGUUUGUUGGAAGAUUCAAUGAAUCACACUGAUCACAUAGUAAACAAUAAGCGAAUUUGUGUGAGAUUUCAGCUCGUAGCAUUGAAACUUUUGGAGUGUUAGAGUAUACGUGAUAUCCUCCAACCCUUGACCAGCACAUUCUUCAUCGAAUUUAACGUUCUCAUGUUACUGUCUUCGGUCAGCGUUAUAUCUAACAUUUUAACAGUUGAAUUCAUGAGUGGAUCUGAGCUUCAGGCAAGAUGAUAACUCAUGUGAAAACUCACUCGGUAUUCAUAUGUAUGUUUAUUGAAUGAAAUCGAUAUUGACUGAUUUUAUUUGGAUUAUUUCAGAGAGAUUAAUCUCUGUCAAGUGGUAUAUUGAUCAGCAAGAAGUUGGUGUAAGCAAACGUAAGUAAACGUGAAAUAAUUGUUUAAUCAUAUGUGAAGUGUCAACGCAUAUACCUUCGUUGAUCAUGAUCACUGGUGGUUGUGUAUUGAUUGCUCUCCUACAUACCACGCAAUCAUCUCGUUGCAAUGAGAUGUUCAGGUCUCGUUGCAACAUCAAUCUUGGUUUGAACAUUAGCACUGAGUGGAUUUAUUUAGGUAUGAUACAGUGUUUCAUGAUUGAAUGUGAAACAGUGCACUACAUAUUUGAUCGAGCGGUCUGUGAUCAUUGGUUGACAUUGAUUAUUGUCACUCGUAACAGUGAAUCUCUAUGUUGACAGUUUGUGGCAUGAAGCGUGAGAUAAUCUGCAACGAGUUAAGCAUAUUCUCUGAGCAUGUUACACUGAUAUGUUUGUGAAAUAGAUCAGAAAUCGAACAUGAUUAUCUCUCAUUGACUGAUUGAACAUUGAUUCCAGUUGAUCACAACCGAAUCUAAUAAUAAUGUGUUGUCUUUGAAUGAUACUGUAGUGAUAUGACGGGAUAGAAUGGGACAGUGGAAUUUCAACUGAUUGUGAAUAUACUUCUGCAUUGAAUAUCGAAUCGCUGUCACAAUGAAUGACGCAGUGACUGGUGUGAGAACAUGUCAAGUUGAGUUGUAGAAGUGAAACGAAUGCUCCAGUUCAAUGAAGAUUUGUUCAUUCAAUCUCGCUGAGUGAUGAUCGGUGCAUUGAAGGAAGGUUAAAGUUUAACUACAUUUCUGAUGGUUCUAAUUCAAACGUUGUAUAUACUCACAAUCCAUUCACUGUUAAUCGAUGUGCGAAAUGUGUUUUAAAUGAGUCACUUGCUGAUCACAAUUGAGAUGUUGUGGUGACAGAAGUUGGAUUGUCUCACACCUUGAAUGUGCCACGUAGAUUCUCCACUCAAUUCUAAAAUGAUCCAAUUGAUAUAACAAGUGUUUAUGUGAUGAAAUCAAAUCCGAAAUUUUGCAACCGGAAUCAUGCACACAUUUGCAUGACUGGAUCUGUUGCAACGUGUAUCCAGGUCAAGUGACACCAAUCACCUUCAAUACAUCUUCCAAUUCUAACCGGAUAGGAGAGAUCAAUACGGAAUAUAUGUGAAUAAUAAUAAUGAUGAGACUGAAUAUGUGUAUUGGCAUUUGACUGGUUACUCUCAUAUCCAUAUGCAUCACUCUCGAGAAACACUCAUUCUUUCUUCUCUAAAUCGAGUUGUUCACAGAUAUGUUGACAUUCGAAUAACUCGGUAAGGCAGACAAUGAUCGAAUAGAACAGUAUGAAUCGAUCAUGCAGUUGGAGAACUGUAUCUGAAAUGGUUGAAAUGAACAAAACACCGUCAUCCCAUCUCACUCAAUCAAAUCGAAAUUUGUAUGAUACAGUGAUUCGGUGAAGGGUUUAACUAGACUUGCACAUAUUAAGCAUUGAAGCGACACACUAUCAGAGGCGUAUCUACGUCUGCCCAAUGGAAAUGUGAUGUUGAACAUUUGUGAGGAUUGUGCACGUCUAUGUAUUGUCAUGUGAUGAAGUUGUAUUUUCGUGUUGCCUUCCAGUGACUUCCGUUUAUUUUCCAAGAUAAUUAUUGCCACAUAGUGUCCUGAUUAAAGCACAACACAAUCCAUACCGAUUCACCUCAAUACCCAUAAAAUAUUUCCUAUUACAUGCCCAUUCCUGUAAUUUGACAGCUACUACAUUCCAGAUGGAUAAAAAUCCAAACACUGAUAUUCACAAUAAUACACACUCUCAACUCGUCAACAUUUUCAUCACGUUUCUUCUCUAUGAUCAUUCUUACUAUCCAUACCAUUGUGUACACGUUAGCUCUGUUGUUGCUUCGUAACUUGAUCUGUGAUCUUAACUGCUGUAGUAAACGUCAACACCUUUAUCUAAUUUGCUGAUAAGGUCCGGAAAACGACAUACGCCGAGUUUUUGUAAGUCGCUGUUAAACAAAGAAGUUAAGACGAAAUGUCAACUCCACGGGAUUCUUUUUUUAUGGACCAGUGCAUGUAUCUUGCUGCUGUACAAAACUCUUCAGUCCAUUUUUGGUCCGUACGAUAUGAUAAGAAUGUGUUUGAAUCGUCAUUGUCAAAUCCAGGCAUCCGUAACUUGGAGAUCCCUGAUUCUCCUUCCUUGACUUACAAGCCUCAAAUGACAGUAACGUGUUCGCUACGGUCGAUUCAGUGGGAACCUCGGUCUUGUAAGCUAGCUGUUAUUGAUAAUUCUGGUUCUACUAUUUUCUUUCGACGUCUGUAUACUGGCAAAAAUCAUGUAUAUGAUCAAAACGCAUCAGAUAUAACUACUUUCAGUUUGCUAUCACAUAGUUUCACAGCAACUUGCAUAGCUUUUCCGCAAAGAUCAGGAAGAUAUCUAGCUGUUGGGACUAGUGCUGGCCCAAUAAAUUUAUACAAAUGCCAAAAACAAAUUUCUUUUUAUUCGCAGUUACGCUUCAGUAAUAAUUCUGAAAGAUCAUCUUCCAAUGAAAUGCAGCCUAGGUGUGUCAUCUGGAUUUUAAAGGACCGUGUUGUUGCUGCUGGAUAUAGUAAUGGAUCUAUUGUCUUAUUUUUAGCUGCGUCUGGUACGUCUACAGGUGAAUGUGAGAAUUUCAUAUUACCAUUUCCUUCAUAUCCCGAAAACAACAGUCCUUCUACACCUGCAUGUAAUAUUUUUAGAACUUGCAGAGGAAACAAUGAUUCGUUAUGUUGUGGUUAUUCUGAUGGAUCUAUUAUUUUAUGGUAUUUAGACUGGCCUAUUGUUAGGCCUACAGAGAAGUUAAUUUUUUGUCGCUGGGAUCCUAAAUCUUUUCUAUCCACUUCGAUAAACACGAAUAACUGUGAAUACUGCAUGGAUAUGGCCUUGUCAAUUGGUGGACGAUUUUUUACUGCAGGAGCACCGGAUAUGAAUUUACGUAUGUGGCAAGCGUCUCGACUUAAAUUAUUACCAAUAAAAACGUUGUCACCGAUUGAUGAACAACAUGGAUAUUUAAGUGUUGCUGUCUCUUUGGACACAAACAUUCUUGCAACUGGCUUAGCAAAUGGUAAUAUUUGGUUUUAUAAUAUACCUGAUUUUACUUCACCUAUCCGUUGUGUUUCCUCAGGAUUGAAUGCUCCAAUAAGCUUGCUUUCGUUCUCUUUUGUUUAUCGGACUAGUGACGAAGUUAAGUUUAGCUCCCCAAAAUCCAAUUGGCUUGAAAGUUUACAGGACGAGAACCUUGAUGCGAAAUUGUAUGGAAAUUCAACUUCAGUACAGAGUAUUGUUACAGACACACUACUGAGUUCAUCAAAACAACCACUUCAUGAAGUAACUAAUAUUAUACCUAAAUGUCAACCUGAUACAUGGGUAUCAUUAUUUCGUGAGUUUUCCGUACCAGACAUUUCAUUACAUUCAAAUUCCAGUAUGUUUCCAUCAUCUGAUCAAGGUUCUGUAAAAUCUAAUUGGUCAGAAGUGAAUAUCGAUAAUGUAGAGAAAACUGUAUCAUUAAGACCAGAAUCUAAUAUAGAUGUUAAUGUUGUAAACAUUAAUCAACAAUUAAAAUCAGAUUGUCAUCAUCUUAAAGAUCCUGUAAAUCUCAAUUCAGUUCAUGUCACAAAUGAAUGGUUAGAACAAUAUUUCAAUGUUAAACUUCAAUCUAUGAUGUCUCAAUUGAAUUGGUCACAUAAUGAAUUAUUAUUUAAAUUUACUAAAUUAGAAUGUAAACUUGAUCAAAUGCGUAAAGAGUUUCAUAAUGUUAUUAAUCAAAUGAAACAUGAAAAUAAUUCACUACAACAUGCACUAAGUCAACAUACACAAUAUUAACUUUUGUACUAUUCGUUCUUUUGUUUAACUUUUAUAAUUAUCCUGUAUAUUUAUUCAGAUAUUAUUUGUACAUUAUAUAAUAAUGCUAAUGAGUGGGAUUUAUUCUUAUCAGUCAGUCAGUCAGUCAAUAACAACGUAGAACUUCGUACGUACGUACCACAUUAGCACAGAGAUGCAGUUAUCGAUUCAAAUCCUGUAGUGGUAGAGGUAGUAAGAGUAAAAGCAGUAAUCGGAAAGGUUAGGGUUUGGAGAUGUUAUUUAUAGA
Molecule: messenger RNA, 5456 nt
Organism: Schistosoma haematobium
Lineage: Eukaryota; Metazoa; Platyhelminthes; Trematoda; Strigeidida; Schistosomatidae
Exons: 5
Coding region: 3365-5191 (608 amino acids)
Molecular function (GO): protein binding
Source: RefSeq, a predicted model, not a curated record